AGCGCAUCAAAUUAACAAAAGUCCUUAAUAUUGCUGCUCAAUAUUAGAGCUAAAAUUUAAAACUUCAAUCAUGCUUAAGAGCAUGCUUUCAACGGUUUCCAAUCAUGCCGGAUUUUUCGCCAUCAGUCUACGCUAUUUCAGCUCAAAACCGGACCCGAGACAGGCGGAACUGAUGGCACGGAGUCUUCCGAAACGGAAACCGUUGCCGGGGGUCCGAGAUAUAGUGGUGGUUUCGUCGGGAAAAGGUGGUGUCGGAAAGACCACGACCGCAGUUAAUUUAGCGGUCAGUUUGGCCAGCCAGGGUCAGAACGUUGGCCUGCUGGAUGGGGACAUAUUCGGUCCCUCGGUUCCGCUAAUGAUGAACAUUACAGAAUCGCCGCUGGUGGACGACCACAACCGGAUGAUUCCACUGGUUAACUUUGGAGUUAAAUGCAUCUCCAUGGGAAUGUUGAGAGAGUCAGGACCAGUCGUCUGGCGGGGUCCUUUGGUGAUGUCUGCCAUCCAGCGACUGCUACUGGGAACUGUUUGGGAUCCGCUGGAUAUCCUCGUAGUUGACACUCCACCUGGUACAGGUGAUGUUCACUUGUCGUUAAGUCAAAAUGUCCCCAUUUCGGGAGUCGUUCUGGUGAGCACUCCGCAAAUAGCUGCCCUGGAGGUGACUCGAAAAGGUGCCGAGAUGUAUCGAACGUUAAAAGUACCGCUUAUUGGCUUGGUCGAGAAUAUGAGCCACGUAAUCUGUGAUAAAUGCGACAAUGUUAUAGAGCUAGCGGAUCGAACGACUCAACGAUACGCUGAUGAGCAGAGUGUGGAUAUCCUCGAAAGUAUACCGAUAGAAAAACGGAUUAUGCAAUGCGGCGAUAGUGGAACGCCAAGUUGCCUGAAGUUUCCCGAUUCACACCUGGCAAGCAAGUAUCGCACAAUAGGCGAGAAGGUGAUUAAGUUUUUAGAGAAUAAACGCCCAGAAAAUUGACAAAACAUGAUUUUAUGUCCCGUAGGCCUUACAAUGCGACCCAAUUGACUUGAGGCGUCUCAUUAAGAUUACUGCGGGCGAGCCGGAGUACCAGGUUGAGUCGUCGAGAAUAAACCCGGGAGAGGUUGAGGACCAUAGUCAGUUGUCGAAAUAUCAUCAUGGAAAUUGAAAAUGUAGGAACCUCUGAUAGGUUUGAAAAUGAUAAAAAUAAAAUUACUCUGUUCAGCUCCUGAAUUUGUCGAUCAGUCAUCGACAGUUUG
Molecule: messenger RNA, 1230 nt
Organism: Uranotaenia lowii
Lineage: Eukaryota; Metazoa; Arthropoda; Insecta; Diptera; Culicidae
Product: iron-sulfur protein NUBPL-like
Exons: 4
Coding region: 71-970 (299 amino acids)
Biological process (GO): iron-sulfur cluster assembly; mitochondrial respiratory chain complex I assembly
Cellular component (GO): mitochondrion
Molecular function (GO): 4 iron, 4 sulfur cluster binding; ATP-dependent FeS chaperone activity; ATP binding
Source: RefSeq, a predicted model, not a curated record